GGCGGUGCUUCGGAAGAUGAGUUUGGCGACACCUUUGGAGGGGAGGAUUGUGAGGGGCUUGCAGUGUUGUAUGUAUGCUAUUUAACCAUUGGCAGUAAUGGUCGCUAAUAUGACAGUGAACUUGAAUAUCUGGGGCCAAUGGGAACCGGAGGAGUGGUUCCUGGGUGAGAUUGGGGUUGUUUUCUGUAUUGACAGUCUGCGGGAGCUCAGCAUAAGCGGUGUUCAUCUCCUCCCGGAUGAUCCUAAGAUUGAUAAUCCGGAGAAAUAUCACGGACAGACGCAGCUGGAAAUGUUGGAUGUGAGUGGGUUGUGCAUUGAUACGCAGGCGCUGUGUAAUAUGCUCUCGUUUCCGAAAGCGUUGUUGCAUGUGCGUAUUUAUCAGGUCAAUGAUGAGGGAUACGAGGACAUGCCGGGGGAAUGUGCUACAAUGGAGGGCCUUACUGCGGCUUUGGACAAGCAGAAACAUUCGUUGGAGGUGCUGGAGAUACAAAGGCCACUGAAGAUUAUCGGGAGCCCGCCGAUUGAAGAGUGCACUCUAGAUUUAUCUGGCUUUCCUAAGUUGGAGGAGUAUAUUGGACCCUAUCGAGAUUCAUCCGGAAUAUCCAAAUAGGAUGCCUAUACUGCUUACAAUCAAACCCACUGAUAACUCAACACCGGCACCUCAAACGCCUCCGCCGUACAAGUCGCAUUAAAAAACUCAUCAUGCACACAAUCUAGCCCAAACUCCACACUCC
Molecule: messenger RNA, 734 nt
Organism: Aspergillus wentii DTO 134E9
Lineage: Eukaryota; Fungi; Ascomycota; Eurotiomycetes; Eurotiales; Aspergillaceae
Exons: 1
Coding region: 110-610 (166 amino acids)
Source: RefSeq, a predicted model, not a curated record